AUGACUGAAGCCGUUCAUGCUAGGAUUAGAAACAAUGAUACUAUGGAUACAUCAUCGGUCAUCAUGGCCACACGCAUUACCUUUUGGGAUGAUGAUCACUCCUUACUCUCUGCUUUCCCCAACUCCGCCUCCUCUGUUGGCAACUUGCUUAACGCUUUAGCAAUGGCUGCAGCCUCGACGGCAAGAAUGGCCUCCUUUUCGGCUUGCAACUCCAUUAACAUCUUGGCAAUCUCUCUAGCCUCCCCAGCAAGAAUGGGCUCGUAG
Messenger RNA from Arabidopsis thaliana (thale cress), 264 nucleotides. RefSeq lists its product as uncharacterized. The transcript is spliced from 2 exons. The record is from RefSeq and is marked reviewed. Bases 1 to 264 code for a protein of 87 amino acids. NCBI's taxonomy places the organism in Eukaryota, Viridiplantae, Streptophyta, Magnoliopsida, Brassicales, Brassicaceae.